AUGCGCUUCCGCUUCGGGGUGGUGGUGCCGCCCGCCGCGGCCGGGCCGGCGCCCGAGCUGCUGCUGGUGGGCUCGCGGCCCGAGCUGGGGCGCUGGGAGCCGCGCGGGGCCGUGCGCCUGCGGCCCGCGGGGACGGCGGCGGGCGCGGGCGCGCGGGAGCCGGGCCUGUGGCUCGGGGAGGUGGAGCUGGCGCCCGCGGAGGCGGCGCGGGACGGCGCGGCGCCGGGCCGCGUGGACCCCUUCUGGUACAAGUUCCUCAAGAGGGCGCCCGGAGGAGAGCUCUGCUGGGAAGGCAAUGGGCCUCACCACGACCGGUGCUGCACUUACAAUGAAAACAACUUGGUGGAUGGCGUUUAUUGUCUUCCGAUAGGACACUGGAUCGAGGCCACUGGGCACACCGAUGAGAUGAAGCACACAACAGACUUCUAUUUUAAUAUUGCAGGCCACCAAGCCAUGCAUUAUUCAAGAAUUCUACCGAAUAUCUGGCUGGGUAGCUGCCCUCGCCAAGUGGAGCACGUAACCAUCAAACUGAAGCAUGAAUUGGGGAUUACAGCCGUAAUGAAUUUCCAGACAGAAUGGGAUAUUGUACAGAACUCUGCAGGCUGUAACCGCUACCCAGAACCCAUGACCCCAGACACAAUGAUUAAAUUAUACAAGGAAGAAGGCUUGGCCUACAUCUGGAUGCCGACCCCAGACAUGAGCACCGAGGGCCGAGUACAGAUGCUGCCCCAGGCGGUGUGCCUCCUCCACGCGCUGCUCGAGAACGGCCACACCGUGUACGUGCACUGCAACGCGGGCGUGGGCCGGUCCACGGCGGCCGUCUGCGGCUGGCUCCAGUACGUGCUGGGCUGGAGCCUGAGGAAGGUGCAGUAUUUCCUCAUGGCCAAAAGGCCCGUGGUGUACAUCGAUGAAGACGCCUUGGCCCGGGCAGAAGAAGAUUUUUUUCAAAAAUUUGGGAAGGUGCGUUCUUCCCUCUGCAGUGUGUAGCUGGCCGAUCUGUCUCCCCUCCCUCGCCAUUUCCUUAAAAAGCCUAGGGUGAUGUUAGCCAAGUGGCCUAGAAACACAGCAUCUCCUGGAACUGAAAAGACUGCCGACUUCUCCCCCAACCUGCCACAUUUAGUCUGCGGCUGACUUGCUGUUCCCCUUUGAUUGGGCUGUAUCUUCUUUGAAAUCUUUUACAUAGGAAGCUGUGACUGACACAGGAGAAAAGGCCACAAGCGGCUGGCUGUGCAGUGUUGGUCUAGCAUCAGACGGAAAGGUGACGUGUGGGGUUCCUGCUGCCUGCAGGCAGACCAGCCCUCUGCUUUACAGAUGCUGCGUUAGCGGUGUUAUGAAUUCACGGCCGCGCUUUCUUGUUGCACUGUAGCGUGGCAUGCGGAAGAAAAGAUGGGGAGUUAUGUAGACUUCAUCACUUGUGUGUGUGCACAUACACACACACACACACACACACACACACAGCUUUUCUAAUGGACUGAAAUGAAAUUAUAAAAUGAGAGCUGGUCAGUUGCCAAAGAAGGGGAGAAGAGCGGAAGCCUGGAUUAUGACUAAAUAAGAGCUCAACAUGACCAAAAAGCAGUGGCUUUUUGCAUCCUUCUCCACAGUUGUUCAAGUGUGUCCCAAGGCAUCACCUUCCUUAUCUACCCAACAACGCUGUGUGACAAGCAAAGUAGAGUUAUUGUCUCUGUUUUAAUUGAUGCUCAAUGAGCAGAGAGAGCUUGCCCAAGGUCUCAUGGUUAGUCAGAGACGAGCUGGAAUUUGUAACCCAUGUUUAUUUGACUCAGUGCUUUUUCAACACACCUUGUUGUUUUUCCAGCUUAUUAUAGUAAAUUCAGUUCCUCUCUCUCAGAGUCAAGUCGAUAUUUCUGCAGCAGUUUCCACAGUGAGAAAUGAACAGUGUUCUGAUCAGUUGCUAAAGAAUUUAGGAAAGUAUUAUAUUUUGUACAGCCUAAUGUAAAACAUGGUGGGCUGUAUCGAGGCCAAAGUGGCUUGAAUCGUAGCUCAUGGGAGGAGCUGUGUUAUCAAAAGAGCUCAAAGAGCCCAAACCAUAGAUCAUUGUCCCACGGCUUAGGAGCCAUCCUGGUUCAGCCCUCAACUUAACACAAUACACAGUCACUGUGCCUCCAGAAUAUGUAAUUCACUACCCUAGAUUCUACAGGAAAUACCAAGAUGAAUGAGACUGUGCCUUCCAAAAGCUUAUAGCCCAGACACAGCCCUGUGUUCAGUCCACUAUAGUGCAGGCUUGAACUGUGGAUGAUACUAGAAUGAGAGAAGGGGAAGCGACUUGUAUCGUAUGCCUCUUACGUGCUGAGUGCUUACAAUCUGAUCCAAUUUAAUCCUCACCGUACCCUACGGGGAAGGGUUCACGAUCUCCAGGUAUAGAUGAAGAAACUAAGGCUCAGAGAAGUUAAGUCAACUGUCCAGGAUCUCAUGGUGAAUAAAUAGAUGAAAUGAGAUACAAAGCAAGGUCUGUCUGACUCAAAGCCCAUACUUUUUCUAUUAAACUACAAUGCUUGUAUCUUUUUCUGCUGCUUCUUUCCUUCCAUAAAUAUUUUUCAAUAGAUAUGAGAGACUCUGAUUUAGGAAGUAGGAGGGAUAAAAAGGAUGCAGGGUAAGUUCCAGUGGAGUUCAGAGGAGGGAGAGAUGUUAUAAGACUAUAACUGUGGGACUCAGGGGAGACAGCAUUGAGAAGGCUGGACAGGACACGUUUCUCCUAUAAUUUUACAAAAUUAAAUUCAUAAGCCAGGAUUGAAUAAUAUGAGGUCCUGCUCCCUCACUAAAAAUCACUGUUGUAUUAAAGUAACCCAUUUAUAGUCAUAAUGUGUUGUGUAAAAUUUAAUUUUAAAAACAGAAUAUUUCUAAUUACGUACAUUUUUGUCUGUGUGAGUGUGUGAAUUUCCUUAAUGUCUAAAAAGUCCAGCUAUGUAAUUUCCACUACAGAAAGACCAUUGUAGGUGGAUUUGUCCCUUUUUGCUCUGAUGGGCAAAAUCAGUUUAGGGCCAUUAAAGAAUGUUCUGGAAUAACCUCUCUUGCCCUCAAUGAAUGGGAUGUCCAAUGUAUUUCAAAAUCACCUGGAACUUUUGCUAAAUAAAAGCU
This is a messenger RNA of Diceros bicornis minor, 3093 nucleotides long. It is a transcript of the gene EPM2A, whose product is annotated as EPM2A glucan phosphatase, laforin. The coding region runs from base 1 to 987 and encodes 328 amino acids. Gene Ontology annotation, cellular component: nucleus; cytoplasm. The record is from RefSeq and is a predicted model, not a curated record. The transcript has 4 exons. Lineage: Eukaryota; Metazoa; Chordata; Mammalia; Perissodactyla; Rhinocerotidae. Gene Ontology annotation, molecular function: protein tyrosine/serine/threonine phosphatase activity; carbohydrate phosphatase activity; starch binding. Gene Ontology annotation, biological process: protein dephosphorylation.